Molecule: messenger RNA, 2753 nt
Organism: Haliotis rufescens (red abalone)
Lineage: Eukaryota; Metazoa; Mollusca; Gastropoda; Lepetellida; Haliotidae
Product: galactoside alpha-(1,2)-fucosyltransferase 2-like
Exons: 2
Coding region: 579-1898 (439 amino acids)
Biological process (GO): carbohydrate metabolic process
Cellular component (GO): membrane
Molecular function (GO): galactoside 2-alpha-L-fucosyltransferase activity
Source: RefSeq, a predicted model, not a curated record
AGCCCGGACUUUUUCCCCCGUCGUAGGAUCUCUACGCAUGGGUGGACACCACGUCGUCCCUUGUAACAUCAACCACGUCUUCAAAGGCAUGCCUCAUGUCGCUUUAGCGAGAAAACCUGUAGCUUUAAAUGUCGCUCUGGAGAAAAGACACCUCCAUCACUGCCUACUGGAUGCCACCGAGUGAUAUUCAAACGCAGGAUGAAGUAACAGCUAAAUAAACGACACAGUGGAAUAAUAUUUCUGACGCGAAGCAAGUGUUUCAACGUCCAGGUAGGACUUAGAGAACACCAGCCACGUUAUGCACGAUGCAAGCCUCGCUAUGGGAUGAAGCGCUGUGAGAGGUCAAUAGCUGUCUCCAACUGCGACCUGACACUAAGAUGAUAACCAUAAUCGUAUUGUUCGACUGCAUAAGGAUGUCCAGGUAUUUGUACUUUGACACUGUAUCAGCCAUUCAACAGGUGCACGAUGACAGACUGAAUCACGAUCGGGAACGGAGAGUAUGUCGCAAGCAAUUCAGGGAGGACUUGGGCCAAUAUUCUUAGUGAGUUGGUGAUCAAGUGUUGAACCUGUUCAGGACAAUGGCGAUCUGGCGCAAAUAUGGUAUAUCAACAGCUAAAAAGGCGUGGCUCUUCGUCGCCAUCUACACAAUAAUAGUGCUUACAGUCUUCCUAACAAUACCAACAGAUAAUUACUUAUAUUUUGCUCUUGGUGGAAAACAAACGCUGCAAGGUAUUAAGAACGAUUCCACUGGAGUGUCGACUGAAAAUGUAACCAAAGCCGACAAGUUCUUGGCUUUGGGAAGAGACAGCUCCCUAACGAUGGGUGACGCUACAACGCCAUAUAGCAGUGGAACAUCCAGCGUAACUGCAACAACCAUAGCAGCAGCAGCAUCAACUCUUACACCAGGCACAUACAGCGGUGGAGCAUCCAACGUAACUGCAACAGCAGCAGUAGCAGCAGCAGCAACUCUUACAGCAAACCCAUACAGUGGUGGAACUUCUGAAUCACCGGAACCAAAGUGCAAAGGCCCGGAUCGUGACCUCAUCCACAAUAACAACAUGUUCCUGUGCUGUAUGCCAUUGGGUGGUCUCGGGAACCACAUGUUCGUAUACGCCUCGUGUUAUGGGUUCGCAGCCUAUUACAACCGGACGUUGGCGUUCCCUAAAUCCAGCAUGCUGACGAAGUACUUCAAGCUCAAGGCCCACCUCAUACAAGACUAUUGUGCAUGUGACUCCGCCACGUUUCAUCUCGAGAAGAUAAACUGUGGCGAGGAUUCAAAGCUUUGGAAUUUAUCCACGAAAGGAAAUAUUAAGAUUGGGUAUUAUCUACAGUCAUGGAAAUACUUCGGGAAUGUAAUAGAGGAUAUUAGGCGACAGUUUACUUUUUCUGAAACGACACUUGCUAAGGCUAGAGACAUCAUUAGCAAACUAGCAUCUGAACACCAACAACGUACAAAGAGGUUAUAUAGGGUAAAACCCGUUUUAGUUGGGAUACAUGUACGACGAGGAGACAUUGAUUCAGAGGAACGUUUGGUGAAAUUCGGCUAUGAACUAGCAACACCUGCGUUCUUCUCUCACGCCAUGGAGUACUUUCGGAAGAAGUACGUGAAUGUCUUGUUUGUUGUGUGUUCUUUAGAAAUGCGUUGGACAAAGUGGUACGUGGCCGGUGACGACAUCAUCUAUGUGGAAGGCAACGACUUCGUCAUGGAUUUGGCUGUCUUAAUUAGCUGUGAUCACACCCUCACUUCUGUGGGAACGUAUAGUUGGUGGGCCGGUUUUAUGAGUCGUGGGGAAACUGUUUACUAUAAAUGGCCUGCUAGAGAGGGUUCAAGCCUGAGGAAGCAAUUCUCAGCAAAUUAUACUGAUUAUUUCCUGCCAGAAUGGGUUGGUUUGAAAUAGGAUUAGAUACACUGUAAAUAAAAGUGUGUGAGUGAAUAGAGGGUUCAAGCUUGAGGAAACCAGUCUUUACGAAUUCUACUGAUUAUUUCCUGUCAGAAUGGAUUGGUUUGAAAUAGGAUUGGAUACACUGUAAAUAAAGUGUGUUAGUAAAAAGAGGGUUCAAGUUUGAGGAAACCAGUCUUUACGAAUUCUACUGAUUAUUUUCUUCCCCACUUGAUUAGUUAGAAAUAGGACCGGAUACACUGUGAACGUUAAGCGUGUGCGUGAGUUUGGUUUCACGUACUAUUCCAGUCAUUUUACGGCGGGGAUACCAAGAAUACCCAUGUUAGAAUCGAACCCGACGUAACGAGCGACUACUUCAACCGCUAGGCUACCUCCUCGUCGUCCAUAAGCAUGUCCUUCUGAUGAAGGUUCAUCGAAUAUUUGUUUUUUUUUAUUCAUGAUUAAUCCAAUUUAUGAAAAAAAGAAAUUAUAUGAAAAUGUAUUUGAACGAGUUUUGGUCUCAAAAGCUAGUAAUGGCUGGAAAAAGUUUUUAUAAUAUAUUAUAUAAUAUAUAUUGGUUCAUUUUCAAUGAACACUUUGUGACACGUUACAAAACUAUAUCUUUUCCUCGUAUCUUAUACUAGAGAGGAACUAAAAUUGUUGCUCUGAUAUCUGUCUGUGCAGUGACCUCGUAAAUGCUGUUUAAAGCAACAGUCAACAAUACUCGCGUUAUGUCAUGGCGGCCUGUAAAUAAUCGAGACUGGACCAGAGAAAUCAGGAGUUGUCGUCCUUGUUGUAUUUCAGUGACGUCUUUGCGUGUCAGCAACAUAUAGGAAGCGAAACCUGAAUAAAUCGUUCACAGGAUAAACUGAA